AUGUUUGACGCCGCCUCCGCGACCUCCUCCGCGUCGUCGCCACCCAAGCCGCUCCUCUACAACACGAUGCUCCGAGGCUACCUCACCUUGGGCCUCCCGCGCGAGGAGGCCGCGCUCUUCCGCGACAUGCCGUCCCACUGCGCCCCAUACCGCCACACGUUCCACCUCGCCGCCGCGGCGUGCACGCGCGCCUCGCCGGAGGAGGCCGAGCUUGGCCGGCGUAUCGAGAGUGCUGCUGCGGCCAGAGGGUUCACGUCCGACCUCCUGGUCACGACGGCCCCGAUUGGGAUGCACGCCAAGGCCGGGGACAUGGGCGCCGCACGCAGGAUGUUCGACGGAAUGCCGAUGUUGGACGCCGUGGCGUGGAACGCGGUGAUGGUGGGUACACCCGCGCGGGGUUCCUGA
Molecule: messenger RNA, 405 nt
Organism: Phragmites australis (common reed)
Lineage: Eukaryota; Viridiplantae; Streptophyta; Magnoliopsida; Poales; Poaceae
Product: pentatricopeptide repeat-containing protein At2g39620-like
Exons: 1
Coding region: 1-405 (134 amino acids)
Biological process (GO): RNA modification
Molecular function (GO): protein binding; RNA binding
Source: RefSeq, a predicted model, not a curated record